Gavialis gangeticus (Gharial) is the source of this 3170-nucleotide messenger RNA. RefSeq names its product growth differentiation factor 1 (gene GDF1). Lineage: Eukaryota; Metazoa; Chordata; Crocodylia; Gavialidae. Gene Ontology annotation, molecular function: cytokine activity; growth factor activity. The record is from RefSeq and is a predicted model, not a curated record. Gene Ontology annotation, biological process: SMAD protein signal transduction; BMP signaling pathway. Gene Ontology annotation, cellular component: extracellular region. The transcript is spliced from 2 exons. The coding region runs from base 1403 to 2524 and encodes 373 amino acids.
AAGGUGCUUCGGCUGCCUGGCUUUGACUUGGAUGUUUUAGAGGGAUGUUUCAUGAGAGUCGCCUGGGGACAAACUGCCGGUGCUCCAGGGCCUGAUCCUGCCCUCUGGGCAUAGCAGGUCAGGAGGGACUGCUCCCGUGUCCACUUGAUGUGAGCGAGGGGCCGCGCUAGCUCCGUCCAGCCUCUGGUUGUAGGUGGGACUUGGAAGCAGGCCUGUGUUCUCUUGUGUGUUAGCCCUGCUGGGCUGGGGAGUCAGUAAGCAGAGGUGCCCUUGCAAAAGCCCUACUCCUGAUGCACUCAGGGUAGAGAGAAGCUGCAUCCAGGGCUGCUGGAGCUGGCAUGUGUCAGGGUGCAGGGGCUGGUGCAGGAGGAGGGGUCUCCUGUGGUCCCUGGCAUGUUGCUACCAGGCAGGGAGUGGAUGUGGGGAGGAUGGGGAACGCUGGAAAUUUGCAGCCCAUCAGAGCAGAGGGAAGCGUCAGACACAGCUGGCGCAGAUGUUGAUCUCCAUUGCAGGGACCCUGAGGCUCCAAGCUGCCCACCAUCAACACCUUUGCUUUAGAGGCAAGAAGAAAGCACCUUGCUCCUGUCUGCCAGGGCAGCUUGGAUGCCAGACCCCCCUGGACUGAUCCCCUGGGGAGAUGCAGGGCAGCAUCAGUGGGAGUGGAAGUGUUGCAGGCUGCCCUGCAUAGGAAGGUGCCUGCCCUGGGGAGCUGUGACGCCAGCGCAUCUUGCUUCAGAGGCAGAGCCCCGCAGCCGUGCUGGAGCACCGUGGACCGCUCUGGCCGUGGCUCGGUUCUAUCUGGCGCCCUCCAGCCCCUGUUUCAUCUGUCCCUGCCUGUGGCUGAGCCUGCAUGCCUUGGUGCUGCCCCGUUGUGCCCAGCAGGCAUCCCCAGUACCUAUGCUCACAGGCUUGCUGGUGGGGGGUGCAGAGUCCCUGGCCCUGCACCCUCUCCGCAGCCUCGGCCUGAGCCACAUUCAGCUCUCCAGGCCAGCAAACAGCCAAGAGCCAUGUGCACUCACUGGGCUGGAGACCUAGCAAGGAGGCCUGGGGAGGCAGGACAGCUCUGGAGCCCACCAGCGAUGCCUGUGUUUCCAGGAAUGGGCAUUGAGGCUGCAGGCGCCUCUGUCCCAACAUGGUUGCGUCCAUGUGGGGCAUCUGGACUGAGCUCCAUCCUAGUCUGCUGCAGGCCUGAAGCUGCACAGGGUGAAGCCACCUGGGGCUCUCUGAACCCAAAGGGUUAAGGGCCAUGGGUAAUUGUUUGCACUCCUCCACCCAAUCCUGGGAGCCCUCUGCUAAUUGAGCCCUAAACAGAUCAAAGGCUCCAAUCACACCAACACCACCCCUCCUGCUGCCUGGUGUGCAGAGCUCCUCUCCAGCUGCUGGUCUCUUUGUCUGCUGGAAGAUGGGGCUGGUCUCUUGGAGAGCUGUUUUUGCAGCUGGCCUCUUCUGGGCUCUGGUCAGCAGGACCCUAGGGAUGGAUUUAAGCACACGAGAAAGCUUGCUUUUGAAAUCCCUGGGCCUGAGCGCCAAGCCCAGCCCCAGGUCGCCUGCUCCUGUGCCCUCCGUGCUCUGGCGGAUCUUCCAGAAGAGAGAGAUCCCUUCCCCUUUGAGGCCAAGCCGGGAGGAUGCCUGCUGGGUGGAGGAGUUCAGCGUCCCCGGGAACAUCAUACGCGUCUUCAGCGACCAAGGCCACUUCCUUCACAGUGGGGGGCCACGGACCCUACUGUGCCUGGAGAAGCAUCUGUUCUUCAACCUCUCUGUGCUGGAGGAUGGGGAGCAGCUCACGAUGGCGCAGCUCCAGCUCCAGUUCGGCCACAACUCGUACCGGGCCCCCAGUCCUGGGCAGGUGUUCGAGCUGAGGCUGUACCGUGCCCCACCGCCCUCCUUGUGGGAGCUGCUUUCCCCGCCACCCAGCCACAGGCUCCUGCUGGUACAGUCCUUCGUGCAGCUGCACAAGUCACUCCUCUUCAACCUGACCCAGGUGGGCAGGGACUGGAGAACCCAGAGCAGGAACCUGGGCUUGGUCCUGGAGAUCUCCAUGAGCAGCGGGGCUGGGUCCUCGGCCUUGCUGGGCAGGCCCCCGGGGAACUUCUGUGCCGGCAUCGACUCCUUCCUCGAUGCCUCCCUGCUGGUCGUGUCCCUCCAGCUGGAGCAGUGCAAGGCCGCCAGGAAGAAGAGGAGCUCCUACUACACCCCCGUGAUGCCGAGCAGCCUCUGCAAGUCCCGGCGGCUUUACAUCAGCUUCAGCGACGUGGGCUGGGAGAACUGGAUCAUCGCGCCGCAGGGCUACAUGGCCAACUACUGCCUGGGGGAGUGCCCUUUCCCCCUGACCACCGAGCUGAACAGCACCAACCACGCCAUCCUGCAAACCAUGGUGCACUCGCUGGACCCCGAGGGCACCCCCCAGCCCUGCUGUGUCCCCGUCCGCCUCUCCCCCAUCUCCGUCCUCUUCUACGACAACCACGACAACGUGGUGCUGCGGCACUACGAAGACAUGGUGGUGGACGAGUGUGGCUGCAGAUAAGGACAGGUGAUGGGUGGCUCGGGGUGGGGGUUGUGAUGGAACUGGAUCUCCUGGCAAGAGACUGGGGUCUUGCCUUGGUGCGGCUUGUGUCGAGAGCUCCCCCUGCCCCUUUCCUGAUACCUGGGUGUAAGAUGCAUCCUCACAGGGGAGAUCUCAACCGCUGGCACCAAGGUGCACAAGCUGGCAUGAAUGGCGCAGGGUUUUCCCCCAGUUGCUGACCUGCUGGGUGGACUCUGCUCCCUCCCAGUGUAAAGAACUGCACAGACUGAUGUUUGAGUGGAAGUUCGUUUUGCUGCUUGUGCUUGAUGGCAGAUACCACCUUGUUGCCUCCUGCACUAGUCAGAGGUCCAGGCAGUGUGUGUGAGCAUGGGAAGGGGUGGACUUUUCUGGGGCUGUGAGGACAGGAUUUUGCAGCAAGGUUGGUGCUAUAAAGAAUACUGCUCCAAGCUCCUUGCUGGUAGAAACCAGUCUUUGGGAACGCUGCAGCAAGCCUAAAUGGACUUCGGUGACCUGGCUAAUGUUGGGCCUCAGUUACCCACACCCACAGCCCUCUUCUUUCUGCUGAAUGGGCUGUAGUCUACCGACUGGCAUCAAGUGUUACUAGUGCCCUGCCUUCCGCCUAGGCUGGCUGGCCCUGAAGCAGACA